AUGUCAGCAUCAACUAGUCAAAAUGAAGACAAUGAUAUCGAAGUCAAAAUUGGAGGGCAUCCUGAAAGCACAGAUAGCACAGAUGAAAAGGACAUUACAAAAUAUUUUGCAAUCAGUCCGGAAGGCGACUUUGUUGUUGAAUUUGAUAUAGAAGAAUUCAAAUUACAAGCGUAUAUUAUUGAACCAGAUAAGGAUUCAAGUAUAGAAAAUGACCAGAAAUUUUCAUACAAGAAGCUUUCCCCUAUUCCUAUCAAAUUUGAAUCUGCUAGUAAAUCAUCGCUAUACUCAUUUAAAAAUUUUAAAAAGACUAGAUGGUCUAUUGCAGUGUCAGACAAAUUAACUAGCACAUCGGAGAGAUUAUUAGCAAUAUCUUGUGUCGGCUUUAGGGACAUGGUGCAUUAUAAUGACAGCUCUAGCAUUGUGAUGCCGAUAGAAAUUCCUGAAAAUGGAAGCACCUCAGUAUUUAUUAUUAACCAAAUUAACGAUAAUUAUUCAGUUAGUUCUAUUGAUGGUAAAUGUUUACUGAUUGUAUAUGGUGGAAUAGUAAAAUUAUUCUCUAAACAAGACCAUAUAAUUAAUCAAAAGACUGAAAAAGAUAAACAAUCAAUAGAAGAAAGUAGUCAAAAUGUUGAUGAACACUUUUUGAUUCUCUUAAAAUUUUCAGGGAUCUACAAGUAUCAUAUCGACAUGAAUAAAUCUAUUAGUAACAUACAAAAAUUAAAAUAUCCAAGAAGACUAUGCAAAGCCAUGAUUAAUAAUAUAAAUACACAACUUAUGGUUGGUAGUAAAUAUGCAUAUGACUAUACAUACGACUAUAUUAAAAUGUGCUUAAAUAGGCAUUAUUUUUUGGUUGAUACUAAUAAAGAAGACAGCAGCUACAUAGAACUUUAUGAUUUAAUGACAAACCAAUUAGUAAAUACCUUCCAAAGACAGAUUUUAAACAAAUCGAUCUUGUUUGAUGCUCCGACUUUAUCAUAUGCAAUAUCAAACAAUAACAAAUUAUUAGCAUAUGUAUCUUCAUCCAUUAAAGGAAUCAUAAUAUAUUCGAUUGAAUGCAGUCUUAAAAUAGCAGAGCUUGCAGAUAUUAUGUUACUUAUAUAUCAUUCAGAAAAUGAGUGGACGGUCUGGAAUAUUUUUGGAUCAUUCCGAGAUUCUGUUAAAUUAGAGAAUCCAGAAUUUAUAGUGAAACUUCCAGUAGGGUAUAGUGGUAAUAUAGAACGAUCAAAUUCAUUAAUAAUCGCUAAUGAAGAUUGGAAGCAACUAUCAAGUGAUUUUUUGAGAAAUGAUCUUAAUAAUGUGAUCCAAGAUCUUCAGGGUAAUGAAUCAAAAUUAGAUGAAGAUUACCAUAUGCUUGAACCCUGGUGUACAGAUAAUGAUUUAAUAAGGCCACAAUAUUCGUUCGCUCUUGAUAAAGACAAAUUGCUAUUAAUUGGAAACCAUUCAAUUCAAGUUUGGUAUGAUCAAGGUUUUAAUAAAAGAUCUCUUGAAUUCAUUUGUGUGCCCUUAUCUUAUUCGCGCUCCUUUCACGCGCACGAUAUUUCUGUGUCGGACUUACUUAAAUGGCAAUAUAAAAUAAUACAAGUAAAAGACAUUAAGUAUUACGAUAUUAUGAAUGUAGUAAAAUAUGCAUGUUACGCACUUAAAUAUUUUUCUGCUUUUAAAAAGUUGGAACAGAGUCAUGAAGAGUAUCAAAAAUUACAAUUCGAUAUCAUCAUAAAACAAACACGCAAAAUAAUAUUAAGAUUUAUUAGAUUGCAUCCAACUGCUUGGCGGCUGUUAGAGUUUCGCUUUGGUUUAAUGAAUAUUCUUAUUGAAACGGGAGAUUAUGAACUUGUAAAUGACAUUUUGUCUUUUGGAGAAUCGAUUCAUAUACCUCAAAAAUUUCCUUGGUCAGGUGAACAAACUACUAUUCGUACGGCAUUUUCAG
Racocetra persica is the source of this 1927-nucleotide messenger RNA. NCBI's taxonomy places the organism in Eukaryota, Fungi, Glomeromycota, Glomeromycetes, Diversisporales, Gigasporaceae. The record is from the annotation of a GenBank genome assembly.